Messenger RNA from Clonostachys rhizophaga, 3150 nucleotides. The record is from the annotation of a GenBank genome assembly. NCBI's taxonomy places the organism in Eukaryota, Fungi, Ascomycota, Sordariomycetes, Hypocreales, Bionectriaceae.
AUGAUGAUAGGAAUAAAACCUGACUCUCCAACAAGAGCAAAGCAGCUUCAGACUCUCGGUACCGCCUACAGGAAGCGCUACGACAAGACAAACUCCCUUGUUGAUUUGAAUAAAUCUGUUAAGUACCUUGAAGAAGCUCUGGGGGCUUCUUCAGUAGAUGAGUCCGACUACUCUGAUCGUCUCCAAGACCUUGGCCUUGGAUACGUAGAGAGAUACCAAAAGCAAUCCGAAUUGGCAGAUCUAUACCAGGCACUUCAACAUUUUCAUGAAACUUUGGAAUUAUCCCCUCAAGGUCACUCUGAUCGUGGAAGCCGAUUACAAAACCUUGGGAAUGCGCUAUAUCUUCGAUUUCUUGUUGAGGAGAAACCGGAAGACCUUGACUACGCUGUGCAGCUACUUGAGGAAAGCAUUGGAAUCAAGACUACUAACUCUCGUAGAGCCCGUCAACUCAAUGCUCUUGCACUCAUUUUGGAUGAGAGAUAUGCUACAGGGGGGGAUAAUAGAGAUGUUGAAAGAAGCCUUAUCCUCCUUCAAGAAGCUGCAGAUAUAACACCAUCAGAUUCUGUAGAGAGAGCAAUCGCGCUUCACAACAUUGGAAGUCGUUAUUCGGAUCUAUAUCAGACAACUGGGGCCGCAAUAGAUCUUGAGAAAUCCAUGGAAUUUUGCCAUCAGGCACUAGAAAUCACGCAAACGGACGACAAAAAUCAUGCAACCUUUCUCAAAGCUCUAGAUGACAGCCAUAUGUUGAAAUUCGAAGAUCAAGGGAAACAAGACGAUCUGGAGCAGGGAUUGAAGCACCUUCAAAGCGCAGUAGAGUCAGCUUUGGAUGGCAGCGCAGCUUGGCUCAGCGCGCUACAAAGUCUGGCUCAUGCACACGUUACCCGUGAUCAAAAUUUCAGGGCAAUUUAUGAUUUAGAAGUCGCAAUUCAACACUGUGGCAAGGGCCUAAACUCCUCCGUUGGUGUUGGAAAGAGAUUACAAGCUGAUCUUUCAAUGAAUAUGGGUGGCUGUUACUUCCAGAAAUACGGAAGGAGCAAAGACUUACAAGAUCUGGAAGAGUCUAUACGGCUGUUCGAAGCGGCUCUAAGCCUGACACCACCGGAUCACCCUGAUCGCCCCCAGAAUCUCUCAAACUUAAGUGCUGCACAUUCGGAAAGAUUUGUGCGAAACAAAUGUGCUGAAGAUAUAGAUCGGUCCAUUGUACUAGGUAGGGAAGCGAUCGAUCUAACACCAAGAGGCCAUCGUGACUAUGCGCAGCAAUGUCACAACCUUGGCUCCACGAUACAAGACAGAUACAGAAUUUUUGGCUCGGAAGCGGAUUUAAAGGAGUUUAUUCAACUUUUCCAGGACUCCGUCGAUGCGACUCCGGCCUAUCGUCCAGAACGGGCAGACCGUCUUCAGCGGCUGGCCCUAGCUUAUGGUGAAGCCCACGGGCAGACAGGAGCCACAGCAGAUUUAAAAAAGGCAAUUAAAGUAUCUCGGGAGGCGCUGGAUCAUCAGAGCUCUCCGAUACGGUAUCGCAUGCGUCCUGGGGUGAGCUUGUUGGGUGCGCUAGCCGCGAUGAAGCGAUGGGAAGAGGCGUACCUGGUCGCGCACAUGACUGUUCACCUUGUUCCUCAACUCACACCUCGCUUCCUUGAGAACCUGGACAAACAGUAUUUGCUAGGUACUGCCGGCCAGCUAUCCUGUGACGCUGCAGCCGUAGCAUUGAAUGCUGGGAGGUCACCCUUUGAGGCGAUAGAGUUGCUCGAGACGGGCCGCGGGGUCAUUUCUGGGUCGCUUAGCGAGAUUCGCUGUGAUAUAUCAGACCUUCGUGGGAAGUAUCCCGAACAUGCAGAUCAAUUUGUGCUGCUCCGAGACCAAAUCGACUCUUCCCGAGUCUCUGCUGCCUCGUCUGCCAGUACACGAUACGAUGCGGCCCAAAAGUUUGAGCAGCUCCUUCAGGACAUUCGGGCCUUGCCUAGUCAAGAACAUUUUCUUCUGGCCCCAUCAGAGGAAGAGUUGAAAAUUGCUGCGGAUCAGGGUCCUAUCGUGAUGAUCAACGUAAGCAAAUUUAGAUGUGAUGCGUUGAUCAUCAAGCGCAACCAGAUGAAGAGUCUACCACUACCUGAUCUCUGCAGCAAUGACAUCCAGACUCGCGCAAAUUCUAACUUGGCCGAUAAUGAUAUACUUGAGUGGCUCUGGGAUACCAUAGCUAGGCCCGUCCUUGAGGAGUUAGAAUACAACAAACCUCCUACUACGAGCAAUUGGCCUCGUAUUUGGUGGGUGCUUUCGGGGCUACUGACUAAGUUCCCCCUUCAUGCAGCAGGCUGCCACUUCCCCAACGGCUCAGAUUCAGUCCUCGAUAGAGCUAUAUCAUCCUACAGUGUUUCAUUAAAGGCACUCAUUCUUGCCAGGAAGACCUCGACCAAUAAAAUCAACAUGACUGGCCAAGAAAAGAUCGUGCUUGUGCCUAUGCAGAAUACGCCCCUCCAGGGCAACCUUAAUUUUGUCAAGACUGAGACCGACCGAGUAGCUAGCCUUUGUCAAGAAACCCUGCGGGUCGACAAGCCUCGGCCGUAUCGAGACGAUGUUCUUUCGGCGUUGCGCCACUGCGAGGUAUUCCAUUUCGCCGGACAUGGGCAGACAGAUAUAGUGGAUCCAUCAAAAAGCUGUCUACCCCUGACAGACUGGCGAGAUGAUCCUUUAACAGUGGCUCAUCUUCUUGAGACAGAUUUAUCCUCACGCAAACCGUUUCUUGCUUACCUUUCAGCGUGUGGUACCGGAAGGAUGAAGGGGAACACACUUGUUAAUGAAGGCCUCCACUUGAUAAGCGCAUGCCAAAUCGCUGGAUUUCAACAUGUCAUCGGUACAUUAUGGGAGGUAAACGACAGUCUAUGCGUUGAUGUAGCUGUCAAAGUGUAUGAAUGGAUGCUCAGCAAAGGUAUGACAAACGUGUCGGCUAGCGAAGGUCUUCAUCACGCAACUCGACAACUUCGAAAGCGAUGGGUAGUAGAAAAUGCCGCAAGAGGCGCAGUGAAUCUAGGUAUGAUGAGGAAAAUUGAUGCAAAUUGGAAGGACAGUCCAGAAUACGGGGGAUCCAGGGACGCCGAAAGAUGUGAUGAACUUAGCCCGGCAGAUUGGGUUCCAUACGUCCAUUUUGGGUUAUAA